CAUACGUACGUCACUCGUGUCGAGUCAGUCGUCGUAGCGUGACGUUCAUCAAAAUGGAUCAAUUUGAACCAACGGAGCACCAGCAUGUCAGAUACAAUCCAUUAAAGGACGAAUGGAUCUUAGUAUCACCUCACCGCUGCAAGCGACCUUGGAGCGGACAGACAGAACAAGCGGCUGAGGAACCACCACCAGAUGUCAACAACCCUUUACGAGCUGGUGCUGUUAGGUCUAACGGACAGCGUAAUCCAAACUACACGUCAACUUAUGUGUUCCCGAACGAUUUUCCCGCGCUUCUGCCGAAAGUUCCGGAACCAUCGCCACCGGAACAUCCGUUAUUCCAAGCCGGACCUGCUAAAGGAACAUGCAGAGUGAUGUGCUUCCAUCCAGACUCAUCUAUGACAUUACCGCUAAUGUCUGUGGAAGAAAUACUGGCUGUUAUUGAAGAAUGGGUAUCUCAAGUGACGGAGCUGGGUCGCCGCUACACGUGGGUGCAGGUGUUCGAGAACAAGGGUGCGGUUAUGGGUUGCUCCAAUCCACACCCACACUGCCAGAUCUGGGCAUCUAGUUUCCUACCCAACGAACCCAGGGUUAAGGAUAGAUGUCAAUUGGAUUAUUAUAAAAAAUAUGGGAAAUCGAUGUUAGUGGACUACGUCGAAAAAGAGCUGGAGCAAAAAGAACGAAUAGUGAUACAAAAUUCGGAAUGGGUGGCAUUGGUGCCGUACUGGGCGGCUUGGCCUUACGAAACAAUGGUGUUACCACUAAAUGGCACCCCGCAGAGGAUGACAGACUUGAACGCAGAACAGAAGAGAGGAUUAGCUGAGAUCAUGAAAGAAUUGACUACUAAAUAUGAUAAUCUAUUCCAAUGCAACUUCCCUUAUAGUAUGGGAUGGCAUGGCGCACCCACAGGACCAUCUUCGACCCCUGGAGAUUCACCCCAUUGGUUAUUACACGCUCUCUAUCUACCCCCGCUGCUGCGCUCCGCUAGCGUGAAGAAGUUCAUGGUGGGCUAUGAAAUGUUGGCGCAGCCGCAAAGAGAUUUAACACCAGAACAAGCUGCGGGGAAACUAAGAGAGUGUAGUAAUGUGCAUUAUAGGAAUAAAAAGGAAUAA
This is a messenger RNA of Papilio polytes (common Mormon), 1109 nucleotides long. RefSeq names its product probable galactose-1-phosphate uridylyltransferase (gene Galt). Gene Ontology annotation, molecular function: UDP-glucose:hexose-1-phosphate uridylyltransferase activity; zinc ion binding. The transcript has 8 exons. The record is from RefSeq and is a predicted model, not a curated record. Bases 54 to 1109 code for a protein of 351 amino acids. Gene Ontology annotation, biological process: beta-D-galactose catabolic process via UDP-galactose, Leloir pathway. Lineage: Eukaryota; Metazoa; Arthropoda; Insecta; Lepidoptera; Papilionidae. Gene Ontology annotation, cellular component: cytoplasm.